Messenger RNA from Syngnathus acus (greater pipefish), 4192 nucleotides. It is a transcript of the gene oga, whose product is annotated as O-GlcNAcase. The record is from RefSeq and is a predicted model, not a curated record. Gene Ontology annotation, molecular function: beta-N-acetylglucosaminidase activity. The transcript is spliced from 19 exons. Bases 1 to 2805 code for a protein of 934 amino acids. Gene Ontology annotation, biological process: glycoprotein metabolic process. Lineage: Eukaryota; Metazoa; Chordata; Actinopteri; Syngnathiformes; Syngnathidae.
AUGGUCCAAAAAGAUAAGACGCUGGAGAGGACACCCGUGGAAGCCGAACCGAGCCCCAGCCCAGUCUCAGGAGAGGCUUGUGCCGAGGGUCCCGGCCUGUUGGAAGAGUCCGGCGGAAUCAUAGUGGAAUCGACGGGCCACAGAAAAUUCAUCAGUGGUGUAGUGGAAGGCUUUUAUGGACGACCAUGGACAAUGGAACAGAGGAAAGAGUUGUUCAGGAGACAGCAGAAAUGGGGACUGAAUACAUACCUUUAUGCGCCCAAAGAUGACUACAAACACAGAAUGUUCUGGAGGGAGUUGUACUCCGUGGAGGAAGCAGAACAACUUAUGACACUAAUCGGAGCUGCCAAAGAGUAUGGCAUUGAGUUCAUAUAUGCCAUUUCUCCUGGACUUGACAUUACUUUCUCCAAUCAGAAAGAGGUCACAGCACUCAAGAGGAAACUGGACCAGGUGACACACUUUGGUUGCAAGUCAUUCGCCUUACUUUUUGACGACAUCGACCACAACAUGUGCCCUGCCGAUAAGGAAGUGUUCAGCUCAUUUGCACACGCUCAGGUGUCCAUCACCAAUGAAAUCUACCAGUACCUCGGAGAGCCUGAAACCUUCUUGUUUUGUCCCACAGAGUACUGUGGAACCUUCUGCUAUCCAAAUGUCUCUCAGUCUCCCUACCUUCACACAGUAGGAGAGAAGCUGUUGCUUGGCAUUGAUAUUCUGUGGACAGGACCCAAAGUGGUAUCCAAAGACAUCACAGUUGAGUCUAUAGAAGAAGUGUCUAAGAUUUUAAGAAGAGCCCCUGUGAUCUGGGACAACAUCCACGCCAAUGACUACGACCAGAAGAGGCUCUUCUUGGGUCCUUACAAGGGCCGCUCCACAGAGCUCAUCCCCAGACUGAAGGGAGUCCUCACCAACCCCAACUGCGAGUUUGAGUCCAACUUUGUUGCCAUCCACACUCUGGCCACCUGGUAUAAGUCUAACAUGAAUGGAGUGCGCAAGGAUGUGGUCAUGACGGACGGUGAGGACAGCACAGUUUCCAUCCAGAUUAAAUUGGAGAACGAGGGCAGUGAUGAAGAACUGGAGACAGACAUGCUGUACAGUCCCCAACUGGCCCUGAAACUGGCUCUCACUGAGUGGCUUGGAGACUUUGUCGUGCCUCAUCAAUACAACAGCCGACAGGUGCCUCAGAGCGGUGCCAAAAGUACCGUCAUCGACGUGUCCUCCAUGGCCCCUCCCUCACUGUGCUCCGAUACCACGGUGACCACUGUGUUCCAGCAGCCCAUAAUGUCUCCGGCCAUGCCGCCUCAACUACUCGAACCUCACCCCAUGCCAAAAACACCUGAGCAGGAAGAGGAGGUGGAGAAGAAGGAUUCUGAUGAGGAGCCCAUGGAGAUGGUGAUGGAGAAGCAGGAAGAGCCAAACGCGGAGGCGGACCCUGAGCCGAAACCCGAGGACCCAGUCUUGGUUGACAAGAUGGCGGAAGAUCUGAAGCCCAUGGAUACAGACAAGGAGAGCUUGGCAGAGUCCAAGUCUUCAGAAGAGUCCAUACAGGAGGAUUCUGGGAGCGAUAUUGCACCCAUGCAGACUGACGAUCAAAUCAAACAGGAUUUAUUUGCGCCUGGUCCCGAUGAGAAACCGUUGUUCACCGUGGAGCCGCUCUCAAUUGAGGACCUGUGCCUCCUGGCGGAACUCUUCUACCUGCCUUACGAGCACGGCCCCAAGGCCAUGCAGAUGUUGAAAGAGUUCAACUGGCUGAGAGCCAACAGCAGCGUCGUCAGCGUCAACUGCAAGAUGAAAGAAGACGAGAAGGUUGCAGAAUGGCAGUUGAGAGCAGAGAAGUUUGAGGACAUGUGCUGCUCUGUCAUGCAGAUGUUCACACGUCUGUCCAAUUCAGCCAACCGCACCAUCCUGUAUGACCUCUACCCUUACAUCUGGGACGUCAAGAGCAUCAUUUCGAUGGUCAAGUCCUUUGUCCAGUGGCUAGAUGGAAGAAUCCACAGUACAAGUUUCUACUGCUAUUGGAUCGACAGUGGCCGAUGGUGUCGUAGUCAGUCCUCAGCACAAUUCCCUAAAGGAGACCAAGAACCGUGGGCCUUUAGGGGAGGUCUAGCAGGAGAGUUCCAGAGAUUGUUGCCAAUAGAUGGGGCAAACGAUCUUUUCUACCAGCCUCCGCCCUCACUGCCUACCUCCAAAAUCUAUUCAAUAAGGCCCUACUUUGCCAAAGAUGAGGCUUCAGUGUAUAAAAUCUGUAAGGAAAUGUACUAUGAAGGAAUGGAGGAUGCACCUUCUGUAGACCAGGAAUCUGACCUCAUCAGUGACAAGUUGGUCGGAGGUCUUCUGUCUGUGAGCCCGGACUACGGCUUUGUGCUGGAGGAUGAUGAAGGCAUCUGCGGCUACGCUCUGGGCACUGUGGACGUCAAACCCUUUAUCAAGAAAUGCGAGAUGAGCUGGAUUCCUUUUAUGCAAGAGAAGUACCUCAAACCUGAUGGUCAAAAGGACCUCACAGAGGCCGAGAAGAUGAUUUUGAGUUUCCAUGAGGAAGAGGAGGGUCUUCCGGAAUCGUUCCUGUCCAACUUCCCCUCCCUCAUCAAGGUUGACAUUCAUGCAAAGGUCACCGAUCCCAGUGUGGCAAAAAGCAUGAUGGGAUGCCUAUUAUCUUCCCUUAAGGCCAAUGGCUCCCAAGGUGCCUUCUGUAAGGUUCGCCAGACUGACAAGAGAAUGUUGGACUUCUACAGUAAGCUGGGAUGCUUUGAGGUGGCCAAGAUGGAGGGCUUUCCCAAAGAUAUCAUCAUAAUGGGGCGAAGCUUAUGAGGCAAUGUUCUGAGCGAGAGAGGGCAAGAUGCGGUCAACACAGAACCUUCAUAAGACGCAACUUCCAUGAUGGUUUCAAAGCGACAUGACCGCCUGUGCCAGCAGGGACACCUGUUUUAUUUUCCAAGCCCUGCGCUCCUCUUAAGGGUGAGCUGAUUGCUGGCCAACAAAGCCAAGGUCGACUCAAUCAGUGGAGAGGAGUCACAUCGGAGGUGUGACUGUGCAUUUGUUCCAUCUGGAGGCCCAACAUUUGUACACCUCCAGGAGGCCAGAAGUGACAUCGUUAUUUGCUGCCCCCCCCCCCCCCCUUCAGCAGACAUCACAUACAUAUGACCCUAUGCCAGAAAUGUCUGCAGCAAAAACACACACAAAGCUGUGAAAUGAAGGCAGCAUGACACCAUUCACAAUGUAACGUACUAGACGUUUCAUUGAGGUGACACAAUUGUUCCGCGGUUUACUUUUUUCAUACAAGUGGCACUGAGUGGAAACACGUGCACAGUUUGAACUUGCAAGAUCAUUGCACACCAGAGUGCAUCUUUUUAAGUGGUCUUUUGAAGCAAUAGUGAAUUUAUGCGCAACGCUUUGCAGUUUUCCCUUGUGUACAUUUUGCCUUUGGGUGUUUUUCUUUAAUGUUUAGGUUUCUAACAGACCUCAGUGUCUUCUAUCAACACCUUCUAAAGCUGAUACAAGAAGGCUUUGGUGAUUGUGGAAAUUGUGUCACACACAGAAGACCCCCAUUUAUGUGAAAUGACACAUUAGCCUAGGUUGUGAGAUUUUUUUUCACGUUUUUCUCUCUCCCAAAUUGUUUACUGAUCUAAUCCGGGGAUGGGGAACCUUUGUCCUAUGAGGGGCCAGUUAACUUUUUAUCAAGUCCUCAAGGGCCAUAACUUCACUUUUGACAGAAAACAAUGGAACAAAAAACAACAACAAAUGUUUAUGAUCAUUUGUAAGUGAAAUGUUUUGAGCAGUUUGUCUGAGUUUCGUUUUCUAGAAUUGCAUGCUGGGCAGGAUCCAAAGCGUUCAGAUUUCCCCAAGCCAGUUCAGUAUCAAAUUUACCACAGGACCAAAAAUCUUUAGAGUUCCUACCCAUUUUUGUAGGGGAAAAAUAAACAGUGCAGUGUUUUACAUUGAUUGGAUGACUACUCGGUUACUUCUCAACCAUUUAUCAGUACCUGGUGUCCACAUCAACAUGUGAUCUGUGCGACAGGAUUGUUCCCUCUGAAGAUUUUCCCUACUGAUUUGCUUUCUUUUUAGCACAGUCGCUUUAGCAUGAAUGUCUGCCACUCAGCAGUCCGUUAUUCCAUCUUGUCACCAAAGUGGCAUUUAAGGUCUUGUUCUUUCCAUUUCAUUUCGGUUUUGCCUUCUGAUGGGUUUACCAAUUUUAUUU